Molecule: messenger RNA, 1749 nt
Organism: Penicillium macrosclerotiorum
Lineage: Eukaryota; Fungi; Ascomycota; Eurotiomycetes; Eurotiales; Aspergillaceae
Product: amino acid permease
Exons: 4
Coding region: 1-1749 (582 amino acids)
Biological process (GO): amino acid transmembrane transport
Cellular component (GO): membrane
Molecular function (GO): amino acid transmembrane transporter activity
Source: RefSeq, a predicted model, not a curated record
AUGUCGGGAGAGAAAAAAGACACUUCUGCUAACCCCUCGGGCGACCUCAUCCAGCCGGAUGUGGGCCAUUUGGAACUUGUUUCAACGCAAUUCGGGCAGAGAAUUUGGGACAGUUUCAAGAGAGACCCCAAUUCCUGUAUCAAGCAAAGCUAUGAGGGACACAAUGGCGCUGACAUUGAAAGCGCCACCUAUAAUACUUCAGUGUCGCCCUUGCAGCGGCGCUUGAAAACUCGCCAUGUACAAAUGAUUGCCAUUGGCGGUUCAAUUGGCACCGGUCUCUUUGUCGGCUCAGGGAGUAUUCUGGCUGCCGGAGGCCCUGCUUCGGUCCUGAUUGCUUAUUGCUUAAUCGGGUGUAUGCUGUUUUUCACGAUGCAGGCUCUAGGGGAAAUGGCAGUUGCCUUUCCCGUGGCAGGUUCUUUUGCCCAUUAUGCGACACGCUUUAUUGAUCCCGCCUGGGGGUUUGCCAUGGGUUGGAUCUACGCCUUUUCAUGGAUGGUCACUCUUCCACUGGAGAUUGUUGCUGCGUCAAUCACUAUUGACUAUUGGAGUCCUGGCGUUUCUAAUGCAGCCUGGGUCGCUAUCUUUUGGGUGCUUAUUGUUGGCAUAAACUUCUUUGGGGUCCGAGGGUACGGCGAAUCAGAGUUCGUCUUAUCAAUCAUCAAGAUCAUUGCAGUGAUUGGUUUUAUUAUUCUUGGAAUAAUCCUCAACUGCGGCGGAGGCCCCCAAGGUGAAUAUAUCGGGGGCAAGUAUUGGCAAGACCCGGGAGCUUUUAAUAACGGCUUCAAGGGUCUAUGCAAUGUUUUUGUUACAGCUGCCUUUGCAUUUUCAGGAACUGAGCUUGUUGGUCUUGCCGCUGCGGAGACUGAAAAUCCUCGCAAGUCUCUGCCUGCUGCGAUCAAGCAAGUCUUUUGGAGGAUACUCAUCUUCUAUGUUGUGUCACUUCUCAUUGUUGGCCUCCUUGUUCCAUAUACAGACGAAAAGCUCGUGACUGGGUCAUCGUCUGCCGAUGCACAUGCAUCACCAUUCGUAAUCGCCAUUGAAAAUGCAGGUAUCUUGGGUCUUCCUUCUGUUGUUAAUGUGGUCAUUCUGAUUGCUGUUCUCUCGGUCGGUAAUUCAUCCGUAUACGGAGCGUCUCGCACUCUCUCCGCUCUUGCGGAUCAAGGCCAAGCCCCUAGGUUUUUGGGAUACAUUGAUCGAAAAGGCCGCCCAUUAUUCGCUGUUUGCGUGACAUCGGCGUUUGGCCUUUUAUGCUUCCUCGCGGUGACUGACAAGCAAACCGAAGUAUUUGAGUGGCUCAUGGCGAUUGCGGGCCUGGCUGAGAUCUUUAUCUGGGCCUCAAUCUGUUUAUGUCACAUCCGAUUCCGCCAAGCCUGGAAAGUCCAAGGUCGCACUUUGAGCGAACUUGCAUUUUGUUCACAAACGGGCGUGGUCGGUUCUUGGCUCGGUUUUGGAUUCAAUUGCCUUGUAUUGGUGGCACAAUUCUGGACUGCGGCUUGGCCGUCUGGGUACGGGAAUAUGAGUCCCAGCUAUCGGGCUAGUACUUUCUUCUCAUACUAUCUCGCAGCUCCUGUCACUAUCUUCUUGUAUGCUGCCUACAAAGUGUGGUUUCGCACAAGAAUCGUACGAAGUUGUGAGGUAGACCUCACGGUGGGACGUCGUGUUUUCGAUGUCGAUCAAAUGAUCGAACAAGAGAUGGCAGAACAGAGAAACCGUCCUUUUUGGAAAAAAUUGUUCAAGAUUUUUUGCUAG